CUAUAGAUUAAACACUACAGAGAUGAUAUUUGUAGUUAAAGGCUGAACAACUUGUCAAACUGAACAUGCUACACAAGGCGUGCCUCAUGCCCAUUGAUGGCAACAAGAGCGAAAGAGAAGCCCUAAUUUGCCACCAUACGACUGAUCAUGCUAUAAGGCUACGUGUCUCAUUUUCACAUAAAUGAUAUUGAAAGCACAUUGUUCAGCUUUUAAUAUUUUAUUGGUAACACUUGAGUGAGCGUGAACAAUGUUGAUACACAUGUAUUUAAUCCUUUCAUAUAUUUAGGUGGCCAAGCUGUUUAUUGCCCUGUUUGAUUUGAAUUUCAUUGAAAACUUAGCGUCUCUCGUCUCAAAGGACGUACUCUAACCUCCCCUGAUCAGAUAAAAUACACUGUAGUAGUCGAUGUGUGCUCAUUUCCAUGGUAGAGCUUUUCCGACAUUGCAUUUUAGAAUUUAGUGAGAUUAAAAUUACAUGAAACUUAUUAGUAUUAGACAAGUCUGAUGGGUUUUUGGCUAGAAAUGAACUCCAUUUCACUCUCAUAUUACGCUAAAAGCUUGUACUUUAACCUCAAAGUUCAAAGUUGUGUCAAUUCAAAGGAAUAAAAUAAUAAUCAUUGUGUUCCCUUCAAAUGUGCCUAAUUGAUUACUAAGGUGUAUUUCUUCUGUCGUCAGGCCUAACGAUGGCCAACUUUGGAGGACAUGCCAUUCCGGGAUCUUUUUUCCUGUUCCUUGGCUUUUGGCUAGCAAUGAAACACACUCUCCAACACUACUGGAGGACAAGUCAGCCUAAAGGAAGACAGAUUAUGUCGCCUUUCUUUAAAAGAAUUGACUACUUGGAGGGAGGAUUUCUAAUCUUUGGAGCAUUUGUUGGUAUUAUGGUUGAACAGUUUGUGGUGGAUGGCCCACAUGCCCACCUCUACGACACAGAGAGCGAAUCAUGGGUCAAGCUGAUGAACUGGCAGCACGGCACAAUGUAUUUGUUCUUCGGGAUCUCUGGAAUAGCACUGGUUGCCAGUGCGGCGUCCAAACUGGUGCCAGCUGGUGUCGACCGUCUUGCUCUCUCCUUGGCUCUUUUUGUUGAAGGGUUUUUGUUCUACUACCACUUGCACAGUCGGCCCCCUCUGGACGCUCACAUCCAUUCCCUGCUGCUCGUGCCUGUGUUUGCUGGAUCGGCCAGCACCAUGUUGGAGGUGUUCAUAAGAGACAACGUUAUUUUGGAGCUGUUCAGGGCAUGCCUGUUCAUCCUGCAGGGCUCAUGGUUCUACCAGAUUGGAUUUGUACUUUACCCAUUAAGUGGACCGGAGUGGGACUUGAAACUGCACGACAACAUCAUGUUCAUCACAAUGUGCUUCUGCUGGCACUUAGCUGUGGCGCUGCUUUUAGUCGCCUGCACCUCCUCUGUCGUUUGGUUCACAGUGAAGCGAUUCUCAGGAAGGGGAAAGGACAUAGAGAUUGGAAUGCGAAAUACAUCCUCCAAAGCAAGCUCCCAGAAAGCUUUGCUUGAAGAGUCGGAUGAAGAGUGA
Messenger RNA from Cottoperca gobio, 1523 nucleotides. It is a transcript of the gene tmem45b, whose product is annotated as transmembrane protein 45B. The record is from RefSeq and is a predicted model, not a curated record. NCBI's taxonomy places the organism in Eukaryota, Metazoa, Chordata, Actinopteri, Perciformes, Bovichtidae. The transcript is spliced from 5 exons. Bases 681 to 1523 code for a protein of 280 amino acids.